Homo sapiens (human) is the source of this 5776-nucleotide messenger RNA. RefSeq names its product ZFP91 zinc finger protein, atypical E3 ubiquitin ligase (gene ZFP91). The transcript has 11 exons. Gene Ontology annotation, cellular component: nucleus; nucleoplasm. The record is from RefSeq and is marked reviewed. Gene Ontology annotation, molecular function: ubiquitin protein ligase activity. NCBI's taxonomy places the organism in Eukaryota, Metazoa, Chordata, Mammalia, Primates, Hominidae. Gene Ontology annotation, biological process: protein ubiquitination; regulation of transcription by RNA polymerase II. Bases 220 to 1932 code for a protein of 570 amino acids.
GUGGCGCGCGCGCGCGCGCCGCCAGCGGUAGCGGACCUUGAGUGGCAGGGGGUGGGGGGGGCGCCCUCGGAGCCGGGCGGAGGGGAGGGGGGAAAGAGGAGCGCAGGGUGAGAGUGAGCCGCAGGCUUCGGGAGGCGAGGGGGCGGGGGGAGCAGCGCCGAGGCCGCCGCCUCCGCCUCCGCCGCCUAGGACUAGGGGGUGGGGGACGGACAAGCCCCGAUGCCGGGGGAGACGGAAGAGCCGAGACCCCCGGAGCAGCAGGACCAGGAAGGGGGAGAGGCGGCCAAGGCGGCUCCGGAGGAGCCCCAACAACGGCCCCCUGAGGCGGUCGCGGCGGCGCCUGCAGGGACCACUAGCAGCCGCGUGCUGAGGGGAGGUCGGGACCGAGGCCGGGCCGCUGCGGCCGCCGCCGCCGCAGCUGUGUCCCGCCGGAGGAAGGCCGAGUAUCCCCGCCGGCGGAGGAGCAGCCCCAGCGCCAGGCCUCCCGACGUCCCCGGGCAGCAGCCCCAGGCCGCGAAGUCCCCGUCUCCAGUUCAGGGCAAGAAGAGUCCGCGACUCCUAUGCAUAGAAAAAGUAACAACUGAUAAAGAUCCCAAGGAAGAAAAAGAGGAAGAAGACGAUUCUGCCCUCCCUCAGGAAGUUUCCAUUGCUGCAUCUAGACCUAGCCGGGGCUGGCGUAGUAGUAGGACAUCUGUUUCUCGCCAUCGUGAUACAGAGAACACCCGAAGCUCUCGGUCCAAGACCGGUUCAUUGCAGCUCAUUUGCAAGUCAGAACCAAAUACAGACCAACUUGAUUAUGAUGUUGGAGAAGAGCAUCAGUCUCCAGGUGGCAUUAGUAGUGAAGAGGAAGAGGAGGAGGAAGAAGAGAUGUUAAUCAGUGAAGAGGAGAUACCAUUCAAAGAUGAUCCAAGAGAUGAGACCUACAAACCCCACUUAGAAAGGGAAACCCCAAAGCCACGGAGAAAAUCAGGGAAGGUAAAAGAAGAGAAGGAGAAGAAGGAAAUUAAAGUGGAAGUAGAGGUGGAGGUGAAAGAAGAGGAGAAUGAAAUUAGAGAGGAUGAGGAACCUCCAAGGAAGAGAGGAAGAAGACGAAAAGAUGACAAAAGUCCACGUUUACCCAAAAGGAGAAAAAAGCCUCCAAUCCAGUAUGUCCGUUGUGAGAUGGAAGGAUGUGGAACUGUCCUUGCCCAUCCUCGCUAUUUGCAGCACCACAUUAAAUACCAGCAUUUGCUGAAGAAGAAAUAUGUAUGUCCCCAUCCCUCCUGUGGACGACUCUUCAGGCUUCAGAAGCAACUUCUGCGACAUGCCAAACAUCAUACAGAUCAAAGGGAUUAUAUCUGUGAAUAUUGUGCUCGGGCCUUCAAGAGUUCCCACAAUCUGGCAGUGCACCGGAUGAUUCACACUGGCGAGAAGCCAUUACAAUGUGAGAUCUGUGGAUUUACUUGUCGACAAAAGGCAUCUCUUAAUUGGCACAUGAAGAAACAUGAUGCAGACUCCUUCUACCAGUUUUCUUGCAAUAUCUGUGGCAAAAAAUUUGAGAAGAAGGACAGCGUAGUGGCACACAAGGCAAAAAGCCACCCUGAGGUGCUGAUUGCAGAAGCUCUGGCUGCCAAUGCAGGCGCCCUCAUCACCAGCACAGAUAUCUUGGGCACUAACCCAGAGUCCCUGACGCAGCCUUCAGAUGGUCAGGGUCUUCCUCUUCUUCCUGAGCCCUUGGGAAACUCAACCUCUGGAGAGUGCCUACUGUUAGAAGCUGAAGGGAUGUCAAAGUCAUACUGCAGUGGGACGGAACGGGUGAGCCUGAUGGCUGAUGGGAAGAUCUUUGUGGGAAGCGGCAGCAGUGGAGGCACUGAAGGGCUGGUUAUGAACUCAGAUAUACUCGGUGCUACCACAGAGGUUCUGAUUGAAGAUUCAGACUCUGCCGGACCUUAGUGGACAGGAAGACUUGGGGCAUGGGACAGCUCAGACUUUGUAUUUAAAAGUUAAAAAGGACAAAAAAAAAAUCUAAAGCAUUUAAAAUCUAGUGAAAUAACUGAAGGGCCUGCUCUUUCCAUUGUGGAUCACAGCACACACAUACAUACACCCUCCACCUCCCCAUCCCCUGUUCUCCCUCUGUUGCUCCCCUUAUAAAAUUGAUGUUGUCUUUACCAGAAAGGUAGACAAAAAAGAAGCAGCAGCAGCUCUUAAAGUGAGGGUUAUUCUCAUACUCGGUUCCAGCCAUCAGCAGACUUCCUGCUCAUCGGCAGAUCCCCCUUUCCAACCUGUAACUCUGAUGUGCUCUGGAUCAGCUUUUAACUUUUAAUCAUAUAUUACUGUCUUCUAAAUCCCUUCUCCUCCUCUACUGCUGCCCUAUGGUUCUGGCUCCUACCCCCUGCGGCACACUUAUCUUCAAAUACCAUAGAAUUCUAAUCUCUGGAGGCUGGCAGCUUGACUUGGCACUUUAGGGCCCCUUAGCAGGGUGAGCUGUUAAAACAGCACACAUCUCUCAUCCCCUCUUCCUUUAUUCCCCCCUGGGUUUCAGAAAGGAAGGAUAUAUGGGGACCACCUCCCCCUUCUUUGAUCCCAGCAUCUCAGUCCCCCUCCCAACCCUCCAUAUGGCUCUCAAUGGUGCUCACUUGCUUGGAAGCAGGCUCCCAAUAGGGAGGGGGCUGCCCUCUACAGUCUCUUUGACUGUAAGACAGGGCUCUGUAUCAGUGAGACGAUGAGAAAAGUCCCAGGCUAAUGGCAGAAAUUUGCACUUUGAACAUGUGUGUUUUUGUGUUGUGGAACCUGAGAUUCCUUAUUUAUUAACAGGAAGUCUGAUUUUUUUUUUUUGGAGUCUUUGUUGCUAUAUUUUGUGGGGCUGGGAGAGAGAGAUUAGAUUAUUUUGACAUGGGAUCCCUUCCAUAACAGGUACUUUGAAGGCAAGACAUAGGGUUGAAGAAGCACAGCCAGCCUCUGAAAUCAUAGCUCUCCAGUGGCUUUUAAAGAAAGCUGGUCCUCAGCACUAACAAAAUCACUACAAUAGCCUAGUGCUUUUUUGGAAGCCUUUUUAGGGAAGAAUGUUAGGUUCAUGGUAACUAGUAUGCUCUUUGAGAUUUUUACAGUGUUGAAACUUAAGAAUUUUGAGAGGGUGAGGAGGGUUGUUCAGAAUCUAAAUUACAGAUAGAUGAUUGUUUCUUGUGAAUUUGUUUCUUUUCCUUUUUUUUUGUCCCUACCAUUUCCUUACAUUUCCCUUGGGGCCCAUCUCUGGCUCCUUGCUUUUUGUUUCUUGCUUUGCUUUAUCAGUUCAUUCCAGCUCCCUGUUAGUGAAGGACACUGCUGUUAGUGAAGGAACAAAGUCUAUGAGUCCUAAAAUUUUAAGUCAAAGAAAACUGCUCUGUUUCCCCUUUAGUAACACUUCUGAAGAGGAAAAACUUCAAUAGCCAAAGUUAAUAAUCCUAUAUAAUAAUUGCUUUGGCUUUCACCUAAAAUUCUGGGCAUCACAAUUUCCUUGGGAUAGAGGUUGUGUUGGGGAAUAGAUUGCUUAUUGCUGUUCACUGGAGAGAAAAGGUAGUGUUUUUGUACAAGGUCAUACCGCCAGAAGCCCCAAAUCCUAUUUUGGCUCAUCUUCAGGUAAAGAGUAAUUCCUAUCCUGUGUGCCUCAGAAGCUAGAAUCGAAGGCUUACCCUAUUCAUUGUUUAUUGUCAGAAAUGCAUGAUGGCUCUUGGAAAGAAUGACGUUUUGCUGGAAAAAAAAAAAAGAACAGUUUGUGUUUCACAAACAUGGCUUAUCAAUUUUUUCAAAGAAUUCUUUUUUCCCAAAAAGAGGAGUAACAAAAUGUCAUUUCUGAAAGAGGCUUACUUUAUACCAACUAGUGUCAGCAUUUGGGAUGCCAGGGAACAGAGAGUGAGACACCUACAAUCACCAGUCUCAAAUGCGCUAUUGUUUCUUUUCAGAGUGUUGCAGAUUUGCCAUUUCUCCAUAAUAUGGGGAUAGAAAAUGGAAUAAAGAUAGAAGGGAUGUAGAAUAUGCUUUCCUGCCAACAUGGUUUGGAGUCGACUUUGGUAUAUUGACUAGAUUUGAAAAUACAAGAUUGAUUAGAUGAAUCUACAAAAAAGUUGUCCUCCUCUCAGGUCCCUUUUACACUUUUUGACUAACUAGCAUCUAUAUUCCACACUUAGCUUUUUUGUCACACUUAUCCUUUGUCUCCGUAAAUUUCAUUUGCAGUGGUUAGUCAUCAGAUAUUUUAGCCACCUACACAAAAGCAAACUGCAUUUUUAAAAAUCUUUCUGAGAUGGGAGAAAAUGUAUUCUCCUUUCCUAUACCGCUCUCCCAACAAAAAAACAACUAGUUAGUUCUACUAAUUAGAAACUUGCUGUACUUUUUCUUUUCUUUUAGGGGUCAAGGACCCUCUUUAUAGCUACCAUUUGCCUACAAUAAAUUAUUGCAGCAGUUUGCAAUACUAAAAUAUUUUUUAUAGACUUUAUAUUUUUCCUUUUGAUAAAGGGAUGCUGCAUAGUAGAGUUGGUGUAAUUAAACUAUCUCAGCCGUUUCCCUGCUUUCCCUUCUGCUCCAUAUGCCUCAUUGUCCUUCCAGGGAGCUCUUUUAAUCUUAAAGUUCUACAUUUCAUGCUCUUAGUCAAAUUCUGUUACCUUUUUAAUAACUCUUCCCACUGCAUAUUUCCAUCUUGAAUUGGUGGUUCUAAAUUCUGAAACUGUAGUUGAGAUACAGCUAUUUAAUAUUUCUGGGAGAUGUGCAUCCCUCUUCUUUGUGGUUGCCCAAGGUUGUUUUGCGUAACUGAGACUCCUUGAUAUGCUUCAGAGAAUUUAGGCAAACACUGGCCAUGGCCGUGGGAGUACUGGGAGUAAAAUAAAAAUAUCGAGGUAUAGACUAGCAUCCACAUAGAGCACUUGAACCUCCUUUGUACCUGUUUGGGGAAAAAGUAUAAUGAGUGUACUACCAAUCUAACUAAGAUUAUUAUAGUCUGGUUGUUUGAAAUACCAUUUUUUUCUCCUUUUGUGUUUUUCCCACUUUCCAAUGUACUCAAGAAAAUUGAACAAAUGUAAUGGAUCAAUUUAAAAUAUUUUAUUUCUUAAAAGCCUUUUUUGCCUGUUGUAAUGUGCAGGACCCUUCUCCUUUCAUGGGAGAGACAGGUAGUUACCUGAAUAUAGGUUGAAAAGGUUAUGUAAAAAGAAAUUAUAAUAAAAGGGAUACUUUGCUUUUCAAAUCUUUGUUUUCUCUUAUUCUAGGUAAGGCAUAUUAAAAAUAAAUAUGUAAAGAAGAAAAAUAAAAGUUGUCUUCAUGGAAGCAACUUGUCUUCCUUGGUUGUACUGAGUUACAGUUAUCCUAGGGGUGAAACAUGUGAUGCUGCUAAGCAAACCAAAUGCCCUCAGAACAGGUGUUAUGUGGGGCAUACUAUUGUUUGCUUUUGUUGAGAAUCAGGUGGUUAAUUUUUGACUGUUCUUGAUUUCUAAUGCUGAAAUGACAUGAUUCUGUUAUUCAGCAAACUUGGAAAUCUUGAUGUUUUGACAACUGCCUCCUAGGAAAACUGGCCAUAUGUUAAUUAACCUAGUAGAUGGAAAAUUAAGGAUUAUGUGAGGUUAAUUUUACCCUGAUAAUGACAAAACCUUGAUAGCAUUUAAUAUUAAUACUUCUUCUCAAAAUUGAAUGUUUAUAUCAAGUACUGAUUUUUAUUUUAAAAAAGAAAAAACUAUAAUCCUUCUGCCUUCCAAAAGCCAUGCUGUGAUAGCUGCCCAGGCUGCUCUGUUACAUCUCCCAUUUAUUGUUUACUUUUAUAAAUUUGCUUCUAAGAUGG